Molecule: messenger RNA, 4097 nt
Organism: Sipha flava (yellow sugarcane aphid)
Lineage: Eukaryota; Metazoa; Arthropoda; Insecta; Hemiptera; Aphididae
Gene: Tdg
Exons: 7
Coding region: 133-3279 (1048 amino acids)
Biological process (GO): base-excision repair, AP site formation
Cellular component (GO): nucleus
Molecular function (GO): DNA binding; mismatch base pair DNA N-glycosylase activity
Source: RefSeq, a predicted model, not a curated record
UAAUAAUAAUAAUAAUAAUAAAAAUACAACAACACAAUAACUACCACGGCGGCGGCGGCGGUGCAGCGGCAGCACCUCCACACGGUCGCCGCGGCGGCGCGACCAGCAGCAGAUCGGAGCGGCUGCUGAUAGAUGCAGGUGGCCACUUUGUUCCGAGAGUCGGCUACUCUACUCGGAGCCGCUAUGGAACCCAGUUCGUCGACGGAGAGCAAUUCGCCCUCUCUGAAACAGCAGCAGCAGCAACAACAACAGCAGCAGCAGCAGCAGCAACAACAACAACAACAACAACAGCCUAACAGCUUUAGUAAUUGUGAUAUUAACAAUGGCCAACAAGCAUCAUCUGUGAAACAAGAACCUGCUUGUGCUGAUGAUGGUUAUGAAACCAGUGGUGGUGGAACCGAUGCUGAACAAGCAGCCGCCAAACAUUCUGCUUCACUAGCAGCCGUUGCAGCAGCUACUGCUGCAGCUGCAGCCGCAGCAGCUACUACUGCAGCAGCUCAGCUUCAUAAUAAUAUUAUGAACCAGCUACCUCCAAUGCAUCAUCAUCAGCAACAACAUAUGAAUACUCAUAACAUGCAUCCACAUCAUCAUGGUCAUGCUCAUCACCAUCAUCAGAUGAAUAACAUGCAGCAGCAUCAGAUAAAGUAUGAAAUGCCUGAUGACCCAUACAGUUUUGUGGAUGAAGAGUUGCAACAUCAUAAUAGUCAACAAAACUUACAAUAUACUGAAGAAAUGAUGUUACAACAUAUGCCAAAAAAGAGAGGCAGAAAGAAAAAGUUUAAACCUGAAGAUCAGAUGAAUUUGCAAUGCUUAAACCCUGAUCAAGCAUUUGGUCUAAUGCAGCACAUGUUACCAAAAGAUAAACUUUUGAACAAUCCUGCCAAAGUAUAUAAGGAAAGAAAAAAACAUGAUCGUUUUAAUGGUAUGCCCGAAGAAGAAGUAUCAAAACGUACUUUACCUGAUCAUUUAACCAAUAAUUUGGAUAUUGUAAUUAUUGGUAUCAAUCCUGGUCUAUUUGCUGCUUAUAAAGGUCAUCAUUAUGCAGGUCCUGGAAAUCAUUUCUGGAAAUGUUUGUACUUAUCUGGUCUUACUCCAGAGCCUAUGACUGCUGAUGAUGAUUACAAGCUGCUUCAAAAUGGUAUAGGUUUUACUAAUAUGGUAGAGCGAGCUACCAAAGGCAGUGCUGAUCUCACAAGAAAAGAAAUCAAAGAAGGAAGUCAAAUUCUUCUAGAGAAGUUGCAACGGUUUAAACCAAAAAUUGCAGUAUUUAAUGGAAAACUUAUUUUUGAAGUGUUUUCUGGCAAAAAAGAUUUUACAUUUGGUCGUCAGCCAGAACUUGUAGAUGGAACAAAUACAUAUAUGUGGGUAAUGCCGUCAUCUAGUGCCCGAUGUGCCCAGUUACCAAGAGCAGCUGAUAAAGUACCAUUUUAUGCAGCUCUGAAGAAAUUUCGAGAUUAUUUAAAUGGUCUGGUUGCUGAAAUUGACGACAGUGAAGUGGUAUUUUCUUUUACUAAAUUAAAAAAUUAUUAUGAGCCAGAUAUCAAAGAAGAAGAAUCCAAAGAUGAAGUGCCAUCUGUAUACUUCAACAACUACAAUUCUGUAGUUGAUAAUCAAGAAACAUUAGAAAAUAUAGUUGAUGUAAAAGAAGAACCUCCUGUGGUGCAAAAGAAAAAACGAGGGCGGCCAAAGAAAAUAAAAACUAAAGAUGGCGCACCUGAAGAAGUAAAAGUUAAGCGUCCUAAACCUCAGGUGGUUGAAGAACGAGAAGGAUUGCCCAAAAAGAAAAGAGGACGACCAAAGAAAAUUAAACCUGAUCCAAACCAGUUGCCACCAGCAAAUAGUGUUGUGCCACCAGUUUUAUCUUGUGAACAUAGUAACCCAUCGACUCAAUUAUCAAAUUGUUUUUCUCCACCUAUUCAAUCUCCAAUGAACUUGUCACAGUUGUAUGGAGGUAAUAAUGUUAUAAACAAUAUAUAUAAUAACCCAAGCUCUUCACAUUCACCAAUUUCCAAUAGUGGUGGUGGAGGUGGUGGUAAUGGUGGUGGUGGUGGUGGUGGUGGAGGUGGUGGAAUAAACAAUGCAAAUUUCCAUCAUCAUCGUUCACCAAUUCAAUCACAACAACACAGGUAUUCUCAGUCACCUCAAGCUCCAUCGUUUACACAUUCUGAUUUAUCAUCAGAAAUUAGUGCAGCUAUCUCUUCGGAACAUAAUAUUGGAUCACAAUCUCCAGCAUCCCCUAGUUUGGGCCCACCUGACUUUGAACCACCAACCAGUUUUUUGGCCGAAGAUACCAGUCCACAUAGCAGUCAACACAGUGGCGGCGUGACCAAAGAAGAUGUAAUUGGUGUCGACCAACAUUCUAGACCAUCCCAAAUGGAAUGCCAGUUUAAUAACUCUGUUGGUGGACCUCAACAACCACAAAAAACUAACCCGAAAAUGGAUAUGCAUCAUUAUCCUCAAUCACAUGGUUAUGAUGAAUACUCGGCCUCUGUAGAUUCAGUAGCAGGAUCUCCAGCUUAUCCACCUGCAGAAUCCCCAGUUUAUCCCCCACCACCUACAGGAUAUCCACAUCAACAACAGCAGCAACAACAACAUCAACAGCAUAAGAUUACUAAUCAAGAUGUUACAGCAAAAAGUUUAUCAGGUUUGGAAUCGCUAGUUGAACAAAUUCCCAACAUGAACGAUAAUGAUCAACAUAGUGGACAUCAUCAUCAUCACCAUCAGUAUAUGGACGAAUCAAAUUCAGGUGGAUACAUGCCUGGAGAUUAUUCAUGUUCUCCCUCUUUAAAUUAUCCAUAUUCGUCAUCACCUUGUGCACCUCAAGGAAAUAUGAAUAACUUUUCUGUGAGCUCGUUAACUAAUGGUGGAAAUCAUCAUCAUCAACAAGCAUCCAUGUCUCAACCGUCAAACUUUUCUGUUAGCAACCUUGCAUCAUCUUCGUAUCCACCGCCACCACCUCCGAUCAAUUAUAACCAUCAUCAUUCCGGUGGGGUUAUGAUGGACAUGGACAGACUACAACAACAAUACCAACAGCCAUACAAUAAUCAGUAUGGCAGCUCAAUGCAAUUUAAUGGAGGAUUAGGGCCGCCUGGGAACGGAUAUUCACAUAACACCCAUAACAUACAUAUGCCCACUCCAAAUUUUCCUUAUCCACCUCAAAACUCCAUGUCCUAUGGUAAUAACAAUAGUGGUAAUGGAGUUUCACCCUACAUGCAAUCGAGUGGUGGUUAUUUGUCCGUCAAUCGUAUGGAUAUUGGUUAUGGUGGUGGUAACUAUUAAACUCGCGGAAACGCUGUAAAAGACUGCGAUAUUUUCUCAGAUUUUUUUUCAACCAUCGCAUUGUAUUAAUCUCUUAUCAAUUGUUUAUAAUAAUAUUAUUUGUAUAUAUUAUACUUGGUUAUAUAUUCAGGGAACGGUUCAUUGACUUGUAUGCAUCUUCGAGAAUAGUUUGAGUUAUUAUCUCUCAUGAUAUUUAUCUUUUAUCUAAUCAUAUUACAUUUUUUCAUGUCCUGAAUUUGAUCUAUUAAAUGUAAAUAUUAAUUUACUUUAUUUUAAUAUAUAUUUAUUUUUUUUUUUUUUUUAUAUCAAUAUGGAAUAAUACGCCGAAGUUACCACAGAGUAUUAAAUUUACUAACUUCGUAUACAAUGGCACAUUAGAAUCUUAUAAUAAAUUUAUAUUUUUCUCUUAAUACUAAAAAAGAAAAAACGUAUCCGUUAAAACUAUUCUCUAUAUGAUCAGCGAUAUCGUUAAAAAUUUGCGAUUUUAACUCGAAUUUGUUCAAUGUCAUCUUUUUGCUCAACCAAUAUUAUUGUUAUAUUAUUAGAGUAAUACAAUAUUUUCACGUUACCAAUAUUUAUCCUCCUAUGUAUUUUUUUGUUUUCAUGUACAUUGGUUUUUUUUUGUUCAAAUGGUUCGUGGGUUCCUAUCAGUUGAUUUAUGAUGUGUCCAAAAGUAUUGUGGUUAUUAUAUACAUUUUCACUGGGUUUGUGCAAUUAAAUCAGUUACCUCCGGUUCAUGUAGAUGUUAUCGGUUCAAGAACUAUAAAAUUCAUUAUGAUAAAUAAAUAUGUUAAUGUUGUAUAGUAGAGUACAUCAAA